Molecule: messenger RNA, 2081 nt
Organism: Anopheles darlingi
Lineage: Eukaryota; Metazoa; Arthropoda; Insecta; Diptera; Culicidae
Product: protein MTO1 homolog, mitochondrial
Exons: 4
Coding region: 82-2040 (652 amino acids)
Biological process (GO): tRNA wobble uridine modification; tRNA methylation
Cellular component (GO): cytosol
Molecular function (GO): flavin adenine dinucleotide binding
Source: RefSeq, a predicted model, not a curated record
CGUUGUUAUUGUUUGUCGGUUCAAACUCGUUGCACAACCCGUUGUUCCUGACCGCCUGGAGGACGAUUUUCCGUGAUCAUCAUGCUACGGCCCGGUGGUUGGCGUAGACUGGUAAAAGGCAUCAAUCUGAGCAAUCAUCGCCGGUUAUCGACGUACGAUGUGGUUGUCGUUGGUGGUGGACACGCGGGCACGGAAGCGUGCAGUGCGGCCGCUCGCAUGGGUGCCCGUACACUGCUGGUAACACACAAGCGCUCCACGAUCGGGGAAAUGUCCUGCAACCCUUCGUUCGGUGGCAUCGGAAAGGGUCAUCUGCUGCGUGAGGUGGACGCACUCGAUGGCGUGUGUGGCCGGUGCUGUGAUCGCAGCGGUGUACAGUACAAGGUGCUAAAUCGCCGGAAAGGACCGGCCGUAUGGGGUCCACGGGCACAGAUCGAUCGCGUGCUGUACAAACGAGAAGUGCAACAAGAGCUCGCUCGAACACCCAACUUGACCAUCAUCGAGGCUUCGGUAGAAGAUAUCGAUCACGUGCACGACGAUCACGGUGCGGUACUCACGGGAGUGAAGCUCGCGAACGGUCAAACCGUGACCACCACCAGUCUAGUCAUCACCACUGGUACCUUCUUAAGGGGUCAGAUCAACAUUGGACUCGACACGCGUCCCGCAGGUCGCAUAGGGGAUGAACCGGCCAUCGGAUUGGCGAAAAGUAUCGAACAACUGGGCUUUCGGCUGGGGAGACUCAAAACCGGAACACCACCACGAAUACAUCGGGAUUCGAUACGGUUCGAGGUGUUGGCCCGCAAUCCCGGUGAUGAUCCUCCCGUACCGUUCUCGUUCCUGAACGAUCGUGUAUGGCUCGAUGCCGACCAGCAGCUGGAUUGCUUUCUGACGCAAACGACCCCCGCAGUGAACGAGAUCGUGAAGCGUAAUCUGCACUGCAAUCGGCACGUUACGGAGGAGCUCACCGGUCCGCGGUACUGUCCUUCGAUUGAAUCGAAGGUGCUACGCUUCGGCCACAAACUGCACCAGAUAUGGCUCGAACCGGAGGGUUUCGAUAGUGACCUUAUCUAUCCCAACGGUCUCUCCUGUACGUUGCCCGAGGAAGAACAGGUACAGCUGGUACGUUGCUUGUUUGGGCUCGAGAAGGCCGAAGUCGUACGACCUGGCUAUGGGGUCGAGUAUGAUUUCGUGGAUCCACGCGAGCUCUAUCCGACACUGGAAACCAAGCGCGUCCGGGGAUUGUUUCUCGCCGGACAGAUUAACGGUACGACGGGCUAUGAGGAGGCAGCCGCUCAGGGACUGCUGGCUGGAGCUAAUGCUGCGGCAAAGGCCCUCUCGAAACCACCGCUUACAAUCAGUCGAACCGAAGCUUAUCUGGGUGUGCUGGUCGAUGAUCUAACGACACUCGGAACGAACGAACCGUACCGUAUGUUCACGAGUCGUGCUGAGUUUCGGUUGAGCCUCCGGCCCGAUAAUGCCGAUCUGCGGCUAACGGAGAAGGGCUACGCGAUCGGCCUCGUCUCUGAGGAACGCUACCGACGAACCAUUUCCAUCCGCGACCGGAUAGCAAAGGCCAUGGAGGUACUGCGAGAGGUACGCAAGGGCAGCAAUCAGUGGAAGGCGGCCAUGGGUUUACCGGCCGCGAAAGCGAGCAUCUUCAAAAGUGCCUUCGAAAUGUUGGCCAUUUCCACUGAUGACAUCACGACGGAGCGGCUUUGUGCGACCGAACCCGAUACGUUUGGCUGGAUACGCGACGAUCCGGAACUGUGCCGCCGGUUGAAAAUCGAAGCACUGUACGCGCUGUCCAUUGCGGAUCAGUCGCGCGAGGUAGACGAGGUGCAGCGUAAUGAAGCUCUUCGCAUUCCCGAUACCAUUGACUAUCUUGCAAAAUCACUUAAUCUGUCCUUUGAAGAGCAAGAGAAACUAAUCCAAAUUCAACCACAAACCAUUGCCGCUGCAAGCCGUAUUCAGGGCGUUACGCCUUCUUCCAUCGUUCGGUUGGUGAAGUACGUGAAACAACACGAAAUGAGCGUAGCACAGUAGGCCGAUUCAAUCGAGUUAAUUGUGAGAGUGGUACAACCCGG